This is a messenger RNA of Monoraphidium neglectum, 534 nucleotides long. RefSeq lists its product as hypothetical. The transcript has a single exon. The annotation marks the transcript as partial. The record is from RefSeq and is a predicted model, not a curated record. Lineage: Eukaryota; Viridiplantae; Chlorophyta; Chlorophyceae; Sphaeropleales; Selenastraceae.
GUUCGCGAUAUGUACAGCUGGACUGACGUGGCCGCCAGGACCCUCAGGGUGUACGAUGACGUCAUGAUGACGCCCUGGGCCGACGGCCUGCUGCCGCGCCUCAGGCGCUGCGCGCGCGCGGGCCCCUGGGCGGGCCCAAUCUGGUGCUGUGCGCUCGUGCUGCUGCACUGGUGGUGGGUGGCGCUGGAGUGGUGGCGGCCGGCGGCGGGGAUUGAGCGGGCGCCGGACUGGCCGCUGGCCGCGUGGGGCGAGCAGCCCGCUGAGGCCGCUGCUGCUGCUGCUGCUGCUGCUGCUGUCGGGACGGGCAGCCGCCGGCGCGGCAAGCAGAGGGAGGAGGUGGCCCCAGGGCUAGGCCGGGGCGCCGAGCAAGGCGGCGGCGGCGGGGGCGGCGGGGCGCGUGAAGCCGCUGUGCUGCAAGAAGGGGCGGAGGAGCGUGGCGCGGGCGAGGCGGGCGGCGACCCUGCACAGGGCGGCCGGCUGCGGCAGCGAGUGCGCGUGAAGCAAGGCCUGGCAGCCCAACGAGGAGCGACGUAG